This is a messenger RNA of Rattus norvegicus (Norway rat), 4856 nucleotides long. RefSeq names its product CYFIP related Rac1 interactor A (gene Cyria). Gene Ontology annotation, cellular component: membrane. NCBI's taxonomy places the organism in Eukaryota, Metazoa, Chordata, Mammalia, Rodentia, Muridae. Gene Ontology annotation, molecular function: small GTPase binding. The record is from RefSeq and is a predicted model, not a curated record. Gene Ontology annotation, biological process: regulation of actin filament polymerization.
CGGAGCGGACGGCUGAGCAGGAGCGAGGCGGCGACAGCGGCUGCGACUCUGAAAUCUACUGCCUCUCUGCUGUGAGGAUGUGGAUCAGAAGAUUCACAAAGACUUCCAGGAAGGGCCUGUGGCUAACCUUCUUCUCCCAGCUCUGUUAGACACCAGGCCCCGGAGGCUCUAAGGCAGUAGUACCACUCCCAUAAGCACAGAGACCAGACCCGCCGGGACCAGACUUGAUUUGGAGAGCUCCUUCCUGUGGCCUCAUAGCUGCUCUGCUGGUUUGCCCCUUCAGUCUGGAUUGGUGACACGCAACCACUGGAGAUAUUUCCAGGUUUGCUGGCAUGGGAAACUUGCUCAAAGUCCUGACCCGGGAAAUUGAGAAUUAUCCACACUUCUUCCUGGAUUUUGAAAAUGCCCAGCCUACGGAAGGAGAGCGAGAAAUAUGGAACCAGAUCAGUGCUGUCCUCCAAGAUUCCGAGAGCAUCCUCUCAGACCUGCAGGCUUACAAAGGCGCAGGACCGGAGAUUCGAGAUGCAAUUCAAAAUCCCAAUGACAUUCAACUUCAGGAAAAGGCUUGGAAUGCAGUCUGUCCUCUGGUCGUGAGGCUGAAGAGGUUUUACGAAUUUUCUAUUCGUCUUGAGAAAGCACUACAGAGUUUAUUGGAAUCUCUGACGUGUCCACCCUAUACACCAACCCAGCACCUCGAACGGGAGCAAGCCCUGGCAAAGGAAUUUGCAGAAAUCUUACAUUUUACCCUUCGAUUCGAUGAGCUGAAGAUGAGGAACCCAGCUAUUCAGAAUGACUUCAGUUACUACAGAAGAACAAUAAGUCGUAACCGCAUCAACAACAUGCACCUAGACAUUGAGAAUGAAGUUAAUAAUGAGAUGGCCAAUCGAAUGUCCCUCUUCUAUGCAGAAGCCACGCCCAUGCUGAAGACUCUUAGCAACGCCACAAUGCACUUUGUCUCAGAAAAUAAAACCCUGCCCAUAGAGAAUACCACAGACUGCCUCAGUACGAUGACAAGUGUCUGUAAAGUCAUGCUGGAGACACCGGAGUACAGGAGCAGGUUUACAAGUGAGGAGACACUGAUGUUCUGCAUGAGGGUGAUGGUGGGGGUCAUCAUCCUCUAUGACCAUGUGCACCCCGUGGGAGCUUUCUGCAAGACAUCUAAGAUUGAUAUGAAAGGCUGCAUAAAGGUGCUGAAGGAACAGGCGCCAGACAGUGUGGAAGGGCUGCUGAAUGCUCUCAGGUUCACUACAAAGCACUUGAAUGAUGAAUCGACUUCCAAACAGAUUCGAGCGAUGCUUCAGUAGAACCCUGCUCAGAGAGGAGGAUCUGUGCUGACCUCAGAUGUAUAUGUUUACAUAAUUUAAUACAGAUUGAUGUUAAUACUUGUGUAUUUACAUAACCAUUUCCUUCUUGUCACUGAAAUAUAUGGACCUUAAUUUGUAUCCUGACUGAUUCAACCCAGCAGAGCAUAACUUGACUUGAGAGCCUUACCUUUGAUGUCUGAAGUGAAACUCCUUUCUCCAAGGGCCAGAUUGGGAAAUUUCGACCUUGGCUGCUGGAGUCCAGUAGUGAUAUAUCUGUAACAAUCAGAAAUUCUUAAUCGCUUGUGGUAUUGUUUUAAUUCUAAGUGUUUUAUCUGUCUGGGAGUAUAAUUUAUAGAAACACAAAGUACUUGAUUUCCUGUGUCAGCUCAGACACAAGAAACACAUGCAACUGUUACCCUGACAGAGAGCAGAGAGAGGAGAAAGUAAGAUUAAGAAAACUGCAUGUGGAGUGCGGAGCACAAGCUUCUGAGUUCAGCACACACCCCCGCCCUCCUCCUGAUGCCUGCAAACAUCAUGUGCAGCUUUUCUAUAUGCAGGUGUUUUAUUAAUCUGAAUAUUCUCCUUCUGUCUCGGUCUGUGUCCCUUUCAUUCCCUUUUAGUAUUUGCAAGAGGAAAAAUUGGUCUGUGUUUUAAUCAACUAAUGAGAUGGUGGGAUAGAUAGAAGACUUCUUGCAGGAAGAUUGAGACAAGUGAAUAUUUGAGUAUGAGAGAGAGAGAGAGAGAGAGAGAGAGAGAGAGAGAGAGAGAGAGAGAGAGCACAUAAGGACAGUCAUAUCUGUGUCAACCCUCUGCUUGCAGGACAGAUGAAUGAAAUUCUGGUUGAGAGGUCAUAAAUAAGAUCAGUCACCUCCCAGGAAUCUGCAGAGUUCUAGGUACACCAACCCAUCUUAAUGAGGAAAUACUCAUUCUCUAUCAAAAUGGAGUGUUUGUGUCAGAGCUGAGAACUAAAGCACUUUGUCAAUUAGCGGGAAACUGGAGGAAUUUGGAGAGAAGAAAACUACUCUCAUUGAUUACCUGGACUCAUGGAUUCAGUCCCCAUCAGUAUGAGUACUUUGGCAAAUUCACUUUUAGUCUCUCCUGCCUUAUAUAUAAAAUAGACAGUCUUGGGGAUGGAGAGGUGGCUCCGUGGUUAAGAGUACUUGUUUCUGUUGCAGAAAACCUGGAUUCAAUUCCCAGCACCCACAUGGUGGCUCAUAACUAUCCAUUACUCCAGUUCUGGGGCACCCAGUACCCCCUUCUGAUCUCUGUGGACAUCAGGCAUGCACACAGUACACUUAUAGAAAUGCGGGAAAAUGCUUAUACACAUAAAAGAAAAUAAAUUUUUUAAUCGAAAAUGGAAGGCUAGUAGGGGCCACUCCACCAACUUUCAUGCAUAAAUUCCAAUGAGUAUUGCCCCACCCAUCUUGAUGAAUAUCAACAUUGCCAAGAUAGUCAUUCUGCCUAUAGGUAAGAACUAAAUUAGGAUGAAGUCUUGAAGCAUAUUCUGACCUUGAAUGAAAAGAUAUGGGCAUACAAGGUGAGUGUACAUAGGACUAGAUCCCUGAGUAUUUCCCACCUUACUCUCUACUCUUUUCCUGUUCACCAUGUGGCCUAAGAUUAAAUACUGUGGAGUGUAUGGACCAUUGCAGAGAAAUUUUCAGUCUAGCCUGUUUUAUUACUUGCAUAUCUCUGCUAGAAGGAGAGACUUUUUCCAAACAACUGAUGAAUGAUAAUCCUAGAAGUCAGGUCUAGUUGAUUAGGGUGUGAUCUCAUGUGGUUUGCAACAUCCCAAGGCAAUGCUUCCAGACUAGGGUGGCCAUCCAACAUUCUUGUUUGAAUCCUCCAAUAAAGAGGACACUUGGUUUAUUUCAAAACACAAAAUGCAGACAAGUGGGAGAACUGGUUUUCCAGUUUAUGUCAGUGUAGUCAACAGAGAGGGAAAAGGCCUUGUCACUUGGAGCUUUACCAGCCGAGGAAGUGCAGCCAUUGACUAACCUGAGCAUACUCACCCAGAGAGAGUCAUGCUAGAUGGCUUCCAUGACCUUGUCAAACCUAGGAAUUCCAAAAUCCAGAGGAAGCCAGAAAACAUGAUCCUGUGGAGGUGAGACAUUCUCCAAUGUUCAACUUUAGGGAUUUUCUCUAUUUGGCAGCCAUAGGCAAUGCUUAGUUGGGCAACUCUCAAGUCUAUAAGAGCAGAGAUGCACAAUACAUAUAAGCAUUUGUCCAUUUGCCCUUUUCUCAACAGAGGAGAUUAGGAUUUCAAAGAACAAAGAACUUCCCAGUUUCUGUUGGGCUCUUAAGACAUAGACCUGAGCCAUGAAGCCAAGCCACGUAUCUGCACCAUAGCUGCCUCCCAGCUGGCUAUAUGAGAAAACAUUAGGGAUCAUCUGUCCGAUUAUACAUAGAUAAAUAAAUAAAUAAAUAAAUAAAUAAAUAAAUAAAUAAAUAGUUUAGGACAUUUGUAACUUCUAGUUAGACUUUCUAUUAAAUGGGACCAAAUGUGUGUAUGGGUGCUGUCAGUCUGCUUCAGUCCAGCCAGUCCAUUGUCUCUAAGAUGAGACUCAACAGGACUUGGAUUUUGAGAAACCCAGGGUUUAAAUAAUUGCCUGAGGUCAUCAGGGGGACAGACUGAGUGUCUGUGAUCACUAACAGUGAGUGGACCUUAAAUCCACUCCAGAACUGUUGUGGGAGACCAAUUCUCUUAACAGACUGUCCAGUAGACAUCAGGAAUCCUUGAACAAUUUGGUUUUUCUUCCUUUUUCUGUUGUGCUGCAUGCACAGAUAUCCAACACUCAUGGGUUGUUUGGGGGAAAGUACUAGUGACGAUGUCAAUGUUAAUAAUACUUCAUGAUUGAUAUAGCUUUCAAAUAAAAUGUUUUCUAUGACUCAGAUAUUUAAUUUGAGGCAAUAAAGAAGAUAAAAAUGGUGUUUCCCAGCCAUGUUGCUACUUUUAGCAUGGUAGCUACUCUCAAGGUCACCGAAGCUUUCAUAGCAAAAGUUGGGUGGAAAAGGAUAUUUUUAUUUGAGAUGACACACUAGAGCCAGCAUAUUAUCUAACAACCAUGAAGAAAGUGUUGGGUGUCUUUAAAUAUUUAGUUAAUAUAUUCCUCAUGGACAUGAACAUACAUUCUUAGUUAUUAUCAUGAUGCCAAAUGAGAAUGGCAAGCCUAAGUUCGUGAAACACCAUCACAAUUAAGUCAAAAUAAUGCUAUGCUUUUGCAAGCGCAAGAUAAAGCCUGCUCAAUCUAGGGAUCCAGUUGUGCAGUAGAGUUCAGACUUCUCAUUCAAUCUUCUAUCGUAGACAUCUCUCAAGUGUUCUAGAUAUUAAUAACUAACAUUGGAAUUUUAUCUUUGCCAGCCCCAGCCUUCAGAACUUCAUUGUCAUAGUACAUCUGUAAAAAUGGUUGCACAUCAGAAGGGGCUUUGAAGCGGUUGUAUGUUGUUUGCCGAACUCAUUGUAAUUUUUUGUUCUUUUGCCUGCAUUGCCUCUUUUUGUACAGAACUUUUGAGUGUGAAAUGAAAAUUAAAGUUUGGUACAUACACAGUUUAAAA